UAUACAAAUAUACGAUGGAAAUAUAAUUUAUUUGAUCAAAUCCAAGAGAUUUAAACCAUUAAUCAUCAUUGCAAAUUGCGCAGUCAUAAACAUAAAGUGUAAAAUUCAAUCACAUAUUGUCGCGUAGAACCAGAACGCCAGAGACCUAGACGGAUAACCUCAUAUUUGGGAAAAAUGAUUGGAAAUUAGCACCAGAAUCUAUCCAACUACUGGACGAACACUCAAGUUGCUACGAAGAUAGCGCUGCAAUUGGUGAAACAUGAUUUCGCGUACAACGGAAUGGCAUUUGACGAGAAGUUCGAGAAGUACUUUCUACAUACAACGAAUGCUCUAGUCGCUCAAGUGUACGAACAAUUUAUCUGGGAGAUGCAAUCCAUUGGGAUUCCAUUUCAAAGUUACUGUGCAAGCGGUGAGACUGAAAUAAAUCGAUGGAAUAACUGCCAGCAGACUGAUCAAAUGGCACCAACAAUAAACCAAGAGGCACUCGGCGAUUGGCCACAAAAAUUACCAUUUUCAACACCAUUUUAUGAUGAAAUAAAUGCAUCUGAAGCAAGCGUACUUCACAAUGAAACGUUCCACCAACAUUCCGAAUUUGUGGACAACAACAUCCAUUUAAAUAAUGUCAAUGAGUGGAUCGAAGCAAUGAUUGGCAACCAACUAAUUUUGACCGCUGAAAUCGACGGGACACAAGCGACUAUUUCGUCUGGAAAUGGCCUGAAUGGAAACGGGAUUGGCAGUGAUAAUCCAAUCGAAACAUCGACAAAAAUACUGACAACGGCUUGUCAAAAUUCUGUGCAGCCAACCAUCGAUUCGAUUAUACAAGCGGGAGAUCCAGAUACAAAUGGAGUCAUCCAUUGCCUAGAAAUGAAUAAUUGUAUGAAUGAACAUCAAUCAGUGUCAGCUUUGACCCCAAGGGGCAAACUACUUCACUUUCGUAAUUCUUAUAAUUCAAUCUAGUACUCCGAUAAUUCCAAAAAAUUCUAUAUAAUUCCAUACAAUGCCACAUAAUUCCAAACAGUUUUUGAAGUAUUUUAAAUAGUUGUUU
Contarinia nasturtii (swede midge) is the source of this 1045-nucleotide messenger RNA. RefSeq lists its product as uncharacterized. NCBI's taxonomy places the organism in Eukaryota, Metazoa, Arthropoda, Insecta, Diptera, Cecidomyiidae. The transcript has 3 exons. Bases 280 to 957 code for a protein of 225 amino acids. The record is from RefSeq and is a predicted model, not a curated record.